This is a messenger RNA of Nannospalax galili (Upper Galilee mountains blind mole rat), 1439 nucleotides long. RefSeq names its product ectonucleotide pyrophosphatase/phosphodiesterase 7 (gene Enpp7). Bases 114 to 1439 code for a protein of 441 amino acids. The record is from RefSeq and is a predicted model, not a curated record. NCBI's taxonomy places the organism in Eukaryota, Metazoa, Chordata, Mammalia, Rodentia, Spalacidae. The transcript has 5 exons.
CCAGGGACCGCCCGUCUCUGAAGAUGCACGGGAUAAGAGGCCCAGCUGACACUGGGACUUUGCUCUGCCCUUGGCCUGAGCCGUCUGUGCACCUGUUCUUCUGAGAGCCCAUCAUGGGACACUCAGCUGUCCUUUCCGUGGCUCUGGCCAUCCUCCUAGCUUGGGGGAAUGGGGCUCCCAUCCUCCAGGAGCGCCCUCAGAACAAACUGCUCCUUGUGUCCUUUGAUGGCUUCCGCUGGAACUAUGACCAAGACGUGGACACCCCCAACCUGGACGCCAUGGCUCGCGAUGGGGUGAAAGCACGCUACAUGACCCCAGCCUUCAUCACCCUAACCAGCCCCUGCCACUUCACACUGGUCACUGGCAAAUACAUUGAGAACCAUGGGGUGGUCCACAACAUGUUCUACAACACCACCACCAAGGUGAAGCUGCCCUACCACACCACGCUUGGCAUCCAGAGGUGGUGGGACAACGGCAGCAUGCCCAUCUGGAUCACAGCCCAGAGGCAGGGCUUAAAAACUGGCUCCUUCUUCUACCCCGGAGGGAAUGUCACUUAUCAAGGAGAGGCUGUGACACUGAGCCGGAAGGAAGGCAUCCUUCACAAUUACAAAGACGAGAAGGAGUGGAGGGCGAAUGUGGACGCGGUGAUGAAGUGGUUCACGGAGGAAGACGUGGCUCUGGUCACUCUCUACUUCGGAGAGCCAGACUCCACCGGCCACAGGUAUGGCCCGGAGUCCCCAGAGAGGAAGGAAAUGGUGAGGCAGGUGGACAGGACUGUGGGCUACCUCCGGGACAGCAUCAAGAGCCACAACCUCACAGACAGCCUCGACUUGAUCAUCACAUCAGACCACGGCAUGACAACUGUGUACAAGAAUGCCAGCGACCUGAUCGAGUUCCACAAGUUCCCCAACUUCAACUUCGGAGACAUUGAGUUUGAGCUCCUGGACUACGGGCCCAAUGGGAUGUUGAUCCCUAAGGAAGGGAUGCUGGAGAAGGUGUACAGUGUCCUCAAGGAUGCCCACCCCAGGCUGCAUGUAUACAAGAAGGAAGACUUCCCCAAGAACUUCCAUUAUGCCAACAACUCCAGGAUCACACCCCUCCUCAUGUACAGUGACCUCGGCUAUGUCAUCCAUGGGAGACUGAGUGUCCAGUUCAACAAGGGGGAACAUGGCUUCAACAACCAAGACAUGGACAUGAAGACCAUCUUCCGGGCCGUGGGCCCCAACUUCAAGGCAGGCCUAGAAGUGGAGCCCUUCGAGAGCAUCCACGUGUACGAGCUCAUGUGCCAGCUGCUGGGCAUCGUGCCUGAGCCCAACGAUGGGCACCCUGGCGUCCUGCAGCCCAUGCUCCGCUCAGGGUCUGCUCGCCUGCUCAGAACUCAGUCUCUCUUGCUGAUGGCACUGACAGGGGUCCUGAUGAUUCUGGCCAAGGUCACAUAA